CGGCUCCCGCGACCCCGCCGCGCCCUCAUGAGCCGCGGCCGCCGCUCCCGCGGACCACGGCGACAGCGGGGCGACCCUGCAUGGCCCCGGCUGCAGACAUGACCACCUCGCCAACCGGCGUCCGCAGCGACGAGCCGCCCGCCUCCGCCUUCAGUAAGCCCGGCGGCGGCCUCCCCGUCGCGGCGGCGAUGGGCGGCGAGGACGAGAGCGACAAAACCAAGGUGUCCCCUUCCCCGUUGCCCUUCAGCGUGGAAGCGCUUAUGGCCGACCGCAGGAAGCCGCCGGGCGGCAGGGACGGCCCCGAGGGUUCCGGGCCCCCUCUGGGCUCUGCCCGAGCCAACCUCGGCGCUCUGACGACGGAAGCACCGACGUCGCCGCUGCCUCUCGGCGGCCACUUCCCGUCCGUCGGGGCGCUGGGCAAACUGCCCGAGGACGCGCUGCUUAAGGCUGAAAGCCCCGAGAAGCCGGAGCGGAGCCCCUGGAUGCAGAACCCCCGCUUCUCGCCGCCCCCGUCCAGGCGGCUGAGUCCCCCCGCCUGCACCCUGCGCAAGCACAAGACCAACAGGAAGCCCCGCACGCCCUUCACCACGGCCCAGCUGCUGGCCCUGGAGAGGAAAUUCCGCCAGAAGCAGUACCUGUCCAUCGCCGAGCGAGCCGAAUUCUCCAGCUCGCUCAGCCUCACCGAAACACAGGUGAAAAUCUGGUUCCAGAAUCGCCGCGCCAAGGCCAAGAGGCUGCAGGAGGCUGAGCUGGAGAAGUUGAAGAUGGCAGCCAAGCCCAUGCUCCCGCCUGCUGCAUUUGGCAUCUCCUUCCCACUGGGCGGCCCAGCGGUGGCCGGAGCAUCCCUGUAUGGAGCCUCCAGCCCCUUCCAGCGAGCAGGGCUGCCUGUGGCCCCUGUGGGACUGUACACGGCGCAUGUGGGAUAUAGUAUGUACCACCUUACAUAGGGCCGAGCUGCCCAUGCAGCCCCCGGCAGAGACUUCUCCGCUCCCCCCUGUCCAGACCUGCGGCCCCGGGAGCUGUUCUAUGCCUGGCAGGAAGGAACCCAUGAUGCGGCCCCACUGGCACCUGGGGAAGGAACUGUGGCAGAGAAAGGGUACAAAGGCAGCUCAGAAGGACAUUUCUGCAAGGCAAGGGUGGGAGGCAGAGCUGCCUCUCCUGUCCCUGCAGGACAGCUGUUAACCUGUGGCCAUUCCUCCGCCAGCUCCUGAGGAAGGGGCUCUCUCUGUGUACUAUGUAAUAUACUGUAUAUUUGAAAUUUUAUUAUCAUUUAUAUUAUAGCUAUAUUUGUUAAAUAAAUUAAUUUUAAGCUAC
This is a messenger RNA of Coturnix japonica (Japanese quail), 1314 nucleotides long. It is a transcript of the gene MSX1, whose product is annotated as msh homeobox 1. Gene Ontology annotation, biological process: embryonic morphogenesis; regulation of transcription by RNA polymerase II. The record is from RefSeq and is a predicted model, not a curated record. Lineage: Eukaryota; Metazoa; Chordata; Aves; Galliformes; Phasianidae. Gene Ontology annotation, cellular component: nucleus. Gene Ontology annotation, molecular function: RNA polymerase II transcription regulatory region sequence-specific DNA binding; DNA-binding transcription factor activity, RNA polymerase II-specific.